This is a messenger RNA of Neogale vison (American mink), 2995 nucleotides long. It is a transcript of the gene RELL1, whose product is annotated as RELT like 1. The record is from RefSeq and is a predicted model, not a curated record. The transcript has 7 exons. Lineage: Eukaryota; Metazoa; Chordata; Mammalia; Carnivora; Mustelidae. The coding region runs from base 112 to 927 and encodes 271 amino acids. Gene Ontology annotation, cellular component: plasma membrane. Gene Ontology annotation, biological process: positive regulation of p38MAPK cascade.
GCGCGCGGGGGCCGAGCCGUGCUACUCUGUCGGUAGCCGGCUCUGCGGCUGCACUGCCUGCAGGAUCCCGGGACGCGGUGCCCCGGGGGUAGAGGGCGAAGGAACGCGGCGAUGGCCCCAGGAGAAAUCUCGGGGUCCGCGGUCCUGGCCACCGCCGUCUUCGUGGGAUGCACUGUGAGUUCGCCGCUAGUGGCCCCGGACAAUGGGGGCAGCCGCACGUUGCACUCCAGAGCACAGACGACCCCAGCGCCCACCAACAACACGGGCAGCGGACACCCAGAGUAUAUCGCCUAUGCGCUCGUCCCCGUGUUCUUCAUCAUGGGUCUGUUCGGCGUCCUCAUCUGCCACCUGCUUAAGAAGAAGGGCUAUCGUUGCACCACAGAAGCCGAGCAAGAGGUGGAGGAGGAAAAGGUUGAAAAGAUAGAGUUGAACGACAGUGUGAAUGAAAACAGUGACACCGUUGGGCAGAUUGUCCACUAUAUCAUGAAAAAUGAAGCAAACGUUGAUGUUUUAAAGGCAAUGGUAGCAGAUAACAGCCUGGGAGACCCUGAAAGCCCAGUGACUCCCAGCACUCCUGGGAGCCCGCCUGUGAGCCCCGGGCCCUUGUCACCAGGAGGCACCCCGGGGAAGCACAUCUGUGGCCACCAUCUGCACACGGUGGGCGGGGCUGUCGAGAGGGAUGUGUGUCAGCGGUGUAGGCACAAACGGUGGCACUUCAUAAGACCCACCAACAAGGCCAAACAGGGCCACGCGAGGCGUCAAGGAGAAGUCACGGUCCUCUCCGUUGGCAGGUUUAGAGUGACGAAAGUGGAACACAAGUCAAAUCAGAAGGAGCGGAGAAGCUUGAUGUCCGUUAGCGGGACCGACAGCGUCAAUGGGGAGGUGCCUGUGACCCCUGUGAAGAGAGACCAAAGUGACAUGGAGUAGCAGGGGUGACUUGAUCGGAAGAGUUCGAAGACACCGAAGACUUCCAAGAUAAGAAGUUGCCUGCGGAAUUUUUAAAAAUUUUUAUACAGUUUCUAUUGCGGAGUCUGCAGACGUGGGGAUAAAAGCUAAAAGGGAAUAUUUGCGCUAUGUUCGGUACAGAAUUCAGUUUGCUUGGAAACACGUUUUGGGUUAAAAAGUCUGAUGGAAAAUUUAGUACCUUUCCAGUGAAGAAAAGAGCCCAUUUUUCAGUUUUCUCCAACCACCAGACAGACCUCCCAGUCCCCCAUCUCUGGCCGUCGCACCACUGGUAAUUUUUCCAGCGGGAUCAGUCUUCGCAGGGAACUCUUGGUGUGCAAUCCGAGCGGAGGCUGGGGGUGUUGGUGUGUGAGUGUGUGUGCACGUGCACGCGCACGCGGACACCUCUGUUCUCCCAACCCAGAGGUCUCAUUAUGCAACUAGUUGCAGUUUAACUGUUACAGAAGAUAAAGAUGAAACUUCAGUGGUAAAAAGUCCUUGCAGAGAGUGUGGUUUAGCCCCGAGAAAUUGGCCCCCGAGAGGUCAGGGCGUCAGAUGGAACCAGAUGCCAGACUUUGGAGCCGUGGACCAAGACAUCAACAUGAGCUCGCCGCCACUGUGCCACUGUUCUGUCACUAAGAAGACACUGAGAGUAUCUCAUUUUUUUUGUAACUUGCGCUAAGCGAUUCUUACUUAGUCCGUUGAAUAAAGGGGGACAGUACUUUAAAAUGACUAAAAACAACAUAAAACAACAAAAUGCCUGUUUUGACAGAAUAGACACACCCAACUUCUGAUGUAAAAUGGGCCCGUACCUUCCUCGGCUGUUUCAGAGGGUACGUCCUGCUUCAUGUCUUGUAACCGAGGCUCCUUAUUGAAAAGAUCCUGGAUGGUUAUGGUUCCCUUGGAAGCCUGGAAAGCCCCACUUUUAUGUACUUACUUGUUUAGCUAUGCUGUGUAUGAACACCCCCCCCCCCCGCGCCCGCACAAGAACCAGAGGCAGAGAUAGUGGUACAGCUCUGACCCUUGUGGGCCCCGGGACUGGGAGGGUCCAGUUACAGGAGGGUCUCCAGCCCCACCCCCCCCAUCCUGUCAGUGUUGGUGUGGUGCCUUGGGGCACUAAUGUUACCUUGGAGAGAAAGAGCAUCUUUCUCAUUUCACUGCCAAAGAGGAUUUCCAUAAAAAUAGCAUUUCAAGUAGUUACUGUCAAUUUAAUCAUUCCAUUCUGUUUCUGGCAUCAAACUACAAAUUUCCAGCCUUUGAAAUGGAUGGUAGGUUCCGUUUCACAUGAAUUUUUUCUGACAAGUGAUAAGAGCUCUGUGUGUGUGUGUGUGUGUGUGUGUGUGCUCAUACAUCCACGCAGAGGACGGUAUGGAGAGAAAUUCCACUGAAGUCCAGAAAGGAGCAAUAGAAGCAUUUUGGGGGUGUGUAUUAGUGUAAAUACUAUACGUGCUGUCUAGACCAAUAGUUUUAGUUUUUUGUUUUUAAAAGCAUCACUUUGGGCUUGAAAAUACAAUGUCCUCGAAUGUUGAGGGACAAAAAUGUAAGAUAUUCUUCAGCUUUAAUUAUUUUUUAAUUUUAUUCAGGCCAGAGCACUUUUUUAUAGCAAUACAACAGGCAAGAGAAUACUCAAAAAUAUUUAAAAUUUUGUUUAUACCGAGAGUACGUUUUAAAUAUUUUCUAAUACUUGAGCAGGUUUCGUCUGGCUGGCUUUCAAACAUGCCAAAAGUUAAGCAUUCACUGUUUUAACACAUAAGCUUUUUACUCAUAAGGAUUCUUAAGUGUUCCCAAAGCAACUGAUGUUUACAGGGCUUGGGUUUUCUUCCUUCUGUGGAAGGACUGGGGGUCCACAACAAACUUACUCUACAAAACACUACAGAUGGGCCGACUUCUGGUGUCCUGAGUGAGCUGGCUGCCGCCUUGAUGUAAAAAUUUGUAAAGGAAAAUUUUUCACCAUUUUGAGUGUCAGAUGUAUUUUUAACUGUCUGGUUUGUACUUUUACGACUUUUGUACUACCAAAGCAGAGUUAAAAAUAAAAAUGUUAAAUGCGUUAAAA